AUGGAGAUCGACGCACCAGCUUCCACUUCCAAAUCCACUUCCACCUCCACCUCCCCUCUUCCGUACCUCGAACAACAGGUAUCCUCAGCACCGGAGGAGUUGAAGCCGUUAUGGACAAAGAUAAAAUCGGCGUAUGAGAAGAAGUUAUGGCAUAAUCUGACUGUUCUCUUGACUGAAUUCGUAUUCACUCCUGGGACUGGACCAUAUCAGAUCGAACUGUUUGAGAAAUUCAUCACGACCAUCGAAAGUAAAAUCAACGCAUUGAAGUUGGUCGAGAUCGCUCGAAGGGUAGGAAGGGAAUAUUCAGAACCCGAACUCACUUUGAAAUUCCUUCAAUCCGUCCACUCACGACUCACUUCCCCAUAUCCUGUACCAGCAACGGAUGAUAAUCCAGGAUCGCCCGCACCUCCCGCCCCAGCAGCUUCAGCCUAUGCAUUAUCACUCUCAUCCAUCGCCUAUGCUCAACUAUUACUGGGUAACUUGGAAGGAUGCAAAGAGAGUUUAGAUGAGUGUGAAAAGAUAUUAAACGAACAAGAUACGAUUGAACCCUCCGUCAAUGCUGGAUAUUACGGUGUAGCAGGAGAUUACUUCAAGGUUAAAGCUGAUUAUGCACCAUACUAUAAGAAUGCCCUGUUGUAUCUGGCAUGUGUAGAUACGGAGAAAGAAUUGACAGAGGAAGAUAGGAAAUCAAGAGCUCAUGAUUUAUGUAUUGCGGCGUUGUUGGGUGAAACUAUCUACAAUUUCGGUGAACUGCUCCAGCACCCUAUCCUCCAGACUCUCGUUGGGACAGAAUGGGAAUGGAUCAAAGAUCUGAUUAGCUCGUUCAACGCUGGUGAAAUCGGUAAAUUCGAAUCAUUAGCUAAUCACCUGGGUAACGAGCCAAUCCUCGAAUCCUCCGUAUCAUUCUUGAGACAGAAGAUCUGCUUGAUGGCUUUGAUCCAAACUAUCUUCGCUAGACCAAGGGACGGUUCAUCGAGAUUGAUGAGUUUCCAAACUAUCGGUGAAGCUACUAGAUUACCCAUCAACGAGGUCGAACAUCUACUUAUGAAAGCUUUAAGCUUGAGCCUCAUUAAAGGUUCUCUCGAUCAAGUGGACGGUACAGCCGAUAUAACAUGGGUACAACCUCGUGUAUUGGAAGGAAACCAAUUGGAUACGUUAUCUGAACAGUUGGAUAACUGGUGUCAAGCCGUUGGUAGAACGCAGGAUCAAGUUGAGUUGCAGCGAAAAGAGGCACAGGCGGCUGUUCUAGUUCAGUAG
Kwoniella botswanensis is the source of this 1257-nucleotide messenger RNA. RefSeq lists its product as uncharacterized. Gene Ontology annotation, molecular function: structural molecule activity. The transcript has 7 exons. Gene Ontology annotation, biological process: ubiquitin-dependent protein catabolic process. Gene Ontology annotation, cellular component: cytosol; nucleus; proteasome regulatory particle, lid subcomplex. The record is from RefSeq and is a predicted model, not a curated record. NCBI's taxonomy places the organism in Eukaryota, Fungi, Basidiomycota, Tremellomycetes, Tremellales, Cryptococcaceae. The coding region runs from base 1 to 1257 and encodes 418 amino acids.